AUGCGUUUCGACAUUGUCAUUUAUGGUGUUACCGGAUUUACUGGAACUUUUAUUCUGGAAAGAUUGGUAAAAUCCAAAGAAUUCGAAAAUAUUUCGUAUGCGGUCGCUGGACGAAACGAUGAAAAAAUAAAAGCGGUUCUUGAAGAGAUCACACAAAAAACAGGGAUCAAUGUGAAUGAGACUCCAAUAAUACAUGCGGAUUCGUCAAUUGAAGAAUCAUUAAAUAAUAUGGCUAAGAAGGCAAAAGUGAUCAUCAACGGAGUUGGUCCAUAUAGCUUAUAUGGCGAGACGGUUGUCAAAGCAGCAGUUUCGAAUGGCGCCAGCCACGUGGAUAUUUCAGGAGAGCAAACGUGGAUCGAAGAAAUGGCUUUGAAGUACAAUGAAGAUGCGAAGAAAACGGGCUCUUUCGUGGUUUCAGCUUGUGGAUUCGAUUCGAUUCCUGCGGAUCUCGGUGUCAACUAUUUAAAGAAACAUUUUAAUGGGGAUCUAAACGAUGUUGAAGCAUUUAUAAGAAUUUACAGUGGACCAGAGGGUUAUUCAUUAAAUACAGGGACCUACAAUACGGCAAUAAUGUUUAUGGGUUCAUUUUUCUCAAAUCGUGCCAAAAACCUUCCGGCUCGUUUAAUGCCGCAAUCAAUUCAAAAAAACGUUGUUAAGCCAAAAAUGAGAAUCCCAAUAUCAAGAGUCGAAAAGGAAUUUCUCAGUGGAGCCGUGUUUCCGUUUAUGGGCUGCGAUAAGCCAAUCGUUAAACGAUCUCAAUAUUACGACGCUACUGUUAGAAAUAUCCGACCGAACAAUGGACCAAGCGAACGUCAAAUGAAAGAGUCCUCAUUUUCCUACUAUUUUAGUGGCCGCGGCUAUGAUGAUAAAUUGCCUCUGGAUCAAGAACAUCGAGGGAACCCAACGAAAACUAUGAUUGUCUCAUGCAAAGGUCCGGAUCUUGCGUACGCGGCUACUGCUGGAUGUGUACUCUCAGCAGCUCUCACGUUGAUAAAAGACACGGACAAUCUUCCGAAGGAGUUGGUUGAGUUAAUCGAAAACACCGAAUGA
Messenger RNA from Caenorhabditis bovis, 1050 nucleotides. The record is from the annotation of a GenBank genome assembly. Lineage: Eukaryota; Metazoa; Nematoda; Chromadorea; Rhabditida; Rhabditidae.